AUGAAAAGUUUUUUUCUUGUACUCAUGUUUAUAACAUGGGAUGUCACGACAUCCACCGAAUAUACAUGCGAUCGACAUGCUGCAUGUGGUUGUUCAAAACGAUCAACAAUUGUCCUUUCGAAAAUCAUUGGUGGUGAACCAGUCAAUGUAUCUCAUACAUGGGGGUGGAUAGGUUCUUUACGGCGAGAUGGUUACCAUCAAUGCGGUGCUUCUCUCCUAACUCCACAACAUGUGAUAACAGCUGCACAUUGCGUAAAUGAUAUUAUUUUACUCUCACGUUUAUCAUUGAAUUUUGGGAUAACAAAUCUCUCAUACAUUGGUCAGUUACGUAAUGUUUCGAAAAUGUAUAUUCAUCCUGAAUAUAAUGCUGCAGCGUACUUAAAUGAUAUUGCGAUAUUACGUCUUGAUGAACCAUUGAAUUUAAUGUACUCAAAUUUAUCGACAAUAUGUCUACCGGCAGUGAAAGAUUAUAACGUCAGUGAAAGUGAAUAUCCUCCUGCGAAUGUUGAACUUGUUGCCAUCGGCUGGGGUGUGACCGAAGCUUUAGGAAGUAUACCUUCACAAAUAUUACGACAAGUUACUGUUCAAGCUAUAUCGCGAACAGAUUCCAAUUGUCAAAGUACAAUUUACAAUGAUACAGUUCAGUUUUGUGCGGGUCUUCCCGAAGGUGGAAAAGAUACAUGUCGCGGAGACAGUGGUGGUCCAUUGAUGCUCUUUAAAAAUCGACGAUGGGAACUGGCGGGCAUUACAAGUUACGGGGAAAUCUGCGCAGCUGAAGGUAUCCCUGGUGUUUACACGCGCGUUGCUUAUUUUCAAUCGUUUAUCACAGAAACACUUCGUUCUGAUGUUGCAUCAGCAUCGAAAGGUAAACAACUAAAUGCAGAUGGCGAAAAAAAUUCUAGUGUAAAGAUGUCUUAUGCAAAAAUGAUCAUUCAUUUCAUAAUUCUUUAUGUAUCGUUUUCUGUUGUAAAAACCGUGUUUUGA
Adineta ricciae is the source of this 984-nucleotide messenger RNA. The record is from the annotation of a GenBank genome assembly. NCBI's taxonomy places the organism in Eukaryota, Metazoa, Rotifera, Eurotatoria, Adinetida, Adinetidae.